Molecule: messenger RNA, 1707 nt
Organism: Fulvia fulva
Lineage: Eukaryota; Fungi; Ascomycota; Dothideomycetes; Mycosphaerellales; Mycosphaerellaceae
Product: Dynactin subunit 4
Exons: 2
Coding region: 1-1707 (568 amino acids)
Cellular component (GO): dynactin complex
Source: RefSeq, a predicted model, not a curated record
AUGGACGUCUCAUUCCCAUACACGCGCUACGCGUGCCCAUGCGCCGACCACAUCUCUGCCACGCCAACAUCGCAGCUCGGCAAGAGAAGCUCGCAGGAGGUGGAGGACGACGCACAGGAAGAACACACCUUCAAUCCUCACGAUCUGCGCGCCAACUUCUCCUUGUACCCACUCGAUAAUCUCCUCUUCUGCGACGAGUGCACCAACAUCAAAUGCGAGAGGUGCUGGACCGAGGAGAUACUGUACUGGUACUGUCCAAACUGCUUGUUCGAGGUGCCCAGUAGUACUGUGAAGAGUGAUGGCAACAGAUGUGCACGGCAUUGCUACGAUUGCCCAGUAUGUUCGGCCAGCCUUGCAACCACCGUCAUGAACCGACACUCGGACGCACACUUGAGACCAGACAGCUCAAGCUCACCGGAGACUUACAUUCUGCAAUGUGGGUACUGCGAAUGGAGCUCUCUCGACAUCGAUGUUACUUUCACCAAGCACAACAAGAUCACCGAGCAAUUGAACAAGAUCUGGAAGAGCAGGACUAUGCCCGACGACAGCAAGCAAAACAAGAGCGAUAGCUUGAGCCAUGACACCGCGUUUGCCAAUCUCUCGAGCUUCUACAAGGACCAGUUGAGUGAAUCCGGAGACACCUCGAGCGCAUACACAAAUAGCCCGUACAGCUCUCCCGCUAACCUGGCCAGGAUUAUGAGCCUGUAUGGCGGAUUGUCAUUACAGUCUCAGAAGAAGAUGAAGGAAAAGCCGCAACCCAUGCGCGAGGCUGGGAACCGGAUCGAAGGACUGUCCACAUUCUCGGCGGAAGAUCGACCGGGCGAUGAUGAGCUCUUGCACAGGAUGGGGACGCUGGGCAUGGAUGGCACUGCGCCUCAACAGCAGCAGCUUCAAGCCCCUUCUAACUACGAUCUCAAAUUCAAGCGUGAUCUCUGGCCAACAGCCACCAAGCUCAAGGUGGCAAGAGGCAAGCGGUGUCGGACUUGUCGGCAGUUCGUGGCGCGACCCGAGAACAAAGUCGGCAGUAUGCGAUACAAGGUUCGAUUGCUUGCAAUGCAUCACAUGCCACGGCUGUCGAUCAAGCCUUUGCAGACCACGGCGCAACUACAGCCAGUGAACUCAUUGAAUUUCCACAUGCGACCCGAGCCUAUCGAGCCCGUCGUACUGCAACCUCAUCAGACCGAGCAGUACGUCUUGACAGUCCGCAACCCGAUCUUCGAGGCGAUCAAAGUCACGUUAGCGACCCCAGCUACUACGCCAGGCCGCGUGGCCUCGAAAGUGACCAUCCUAUGCCCAUCCUUCACGGUAGGCGCUGCUGGUGAUCGAUGGGAAGAAGCACUUGCUGAGCCUGCGAUGGGCGUUAACAGCGACGGUAGCAGAAAGGCAGCUAUGGCAUCUCUCACGGGCUCAGCUGACGCUGACCGGCAGCCAGAGGCAGGUAAAGUCUGGGGUCGUUCGAAAAGUGCAACAUCUGUCAUUCUCGAGGUAGUGCCUGGAGCAGUGGAAAGUGCCACGAAGCCACACGCAAACAACGAGAAACACGAGCGGGUGGAUGAAGACGAAGACAUCCUGGAGAUUCCAAUCUACGUCCGCGUAGAGUGGGAGGCAAUCCCUCAUGGAGUGCACGAGCCUGACACGACUGAGCGCGAGACUCGGGAGCUCGCCUAUUGGAGUGUGCUGGGUGUCGGUCGCAUCGCGCGAGGUUGA